AGUUAAUUCAACCCACGUGGAGCCGAGGGCAGUGGAAGUUGCUGAAAAAAAACAUCUGAAUUUCUGGUUAGGAGAAAGGAGCAGGUUACCCAUGAAGAAGUAGAAGUAGGAUGGACCCUCUCCAUGCCUUUAACGUUGUCUUCCGAAAAGCGGCGAAGUUGCCCUUUGUCGUUCAUCUCACCACUCCUUUUAAGAACAUCCGCUACUUCUCUGCGUGGAAGAAACCGCCGUUGUUGGAAGAUCAGCCUGUCCAGGAAGCCAGCAACAAAGAAAUCGCAGCUUUGCAACCUGGUCAUUCCCCGGAAACGUUGAAACUUGAGGAAACUCACCGGUUGAACUCCACACCACGUCCCGGUGGGAAAAACAACCGCCAGGCGGAUGUCCUUCAGAAUAAACCCUUCCCAAAAUUCCGCACCAAAGCUGCGCCGUCCACCAUUAAGGAAGAAUUCCGGAACCUGAGAAAUGACGAUUUUGUCUCCAAGCGUAAAAAGCCGCAGAAAACUCUUCAUCUCCCAGAAAAGAAUAAAGGCUCGGAGGUCUUGUUUGGGACAGCCCCCUGCUCCUUGGCCCUCGGACGGUCCAAGCGGACGUUUUUCCAGCUCUUCCUCAAAGCGAACCGAGACAGGAUACUUCCUGGGGCAGAAAAAUUCUCCCAGUAUGCCGAGGAACGAGGAAUUCCGGUGAAAAAGGUGCACAGGAAGGUCUUAGACGCCCUUUGUAGAGGAGGGGUCCAUCAGGGGGUGUGCUUGGAAGCCUCCCCACUUCGCUCCCUGGCAUGGCAGGAAGGGCCACUCCACCGAGCCCCGGUUGGCAAAGGGUCGCAGUGCAUCUGGCUGGUUUUGGAGGGGAUACACGAUCCCAUGAAUUUGGGGGCGGUCCUGCGGACGGCGCACUUCCUAGGGGUUGACGGGAUUGUGAUGAGUGAAAGGAACAGCUGCUCCCUGACGCCGGUUGUUAGCAAAGCCAGCUCGGGCAUCAUGGAAGUUUUCGAUGUGUUUAGCACUGAUGAUGUUCAAGACCUUCUUAAGACAAAAUCCAAAGAAGGCUGGGAAGUCCUCGGGACGGUUGGCCACGGGAAGAUUCCGGAAGACAUUCCGGUGGUCACUUGCUCAAACUUUCGCUGGACUGGACCCACCCUACUGUUACUCGGAAAUGAAGGUUAUGGCCUAUCUCCAGAGACGCGAAUGCUCUGCCACAGGAUGUUGACCAUCUGUCCAGGGAGAGAUUUGGAAUUUGGGGUGGAGUCCUUAAAUGUGUCAGUGGCAGCCGGCAUCCUUUUGCAUGCCAUAUGCAACCAGAGAAAUAACCAUCCCAAAAUCGCUGCAUCUGAAGGAGAAGGAGCAGAGCCCACGACUGCCACCGACUGCAACCAGGAAAGUCACCCAACAAACAAUCCAGGCCUAGAAUGACUUUCAGACGGCUGAAGAAUUCUGCGCCUUAAGAGAGGAAGCCCUAAAACGGAGGCAGCCAGGCUGCUGGGAUGUAUUUUCAUUGCAUAUUGUUUGUCCUUUAUCUGCCUGAUGUCCUUUGGAUUUUUAGGGCAGGGAUCUCCAACCUUGGUCCCUUUAAGACUUGUGGACUUCAACUCCCAGAGUUCCUCAGCCAGCAAAGCUGGAUGAGGGACUCUGGGAGUUGAAGUCCACAAGUCUUAAAGGGACCAAGGUUGGAGACACCUAUUUUAGGGGUACCUGAUAUCCUCUUUUGCAAAAUUUGAAGAGCGUCUUUGUCCUACCUGAAAACAGUAAACACCUUCCUGGUAUCUGAAUGCCUAAAGCAGGAGUCCUCAAACUUGGCAGCUUUAAGACUUGUGGAUUUCAACUGCAUAGCAUAGCUGGCUGGAGAAUUCUGGGAGUUGAAGUCCACAAGUCUUAAAGCUGCCAAGCUUGAAGACCUCUGGCCAGGGGUGAAAUCCAAUUUUUUUUACUACCGGUUCUGUGGGCGUGGCUUGGUGGGCAUGGCAGGGGAAGGCUACUGCAAAAUCCCCAUUCCCUCCCCACUCCUGGGGGAAGGCUACUGCAAAAUCCCCAUUCCCUCCCCACUCCUGGCGGAAGGGUAUUGCAAAAUUUUCAUUCCCACCCCACUCUGGGGCCAGCCAGAGGUGGUAUUUGCCAGUUCUCUGAACUGUUCAAAAUUUCUGCUUUUCGCCCGAACCUGUCGGAACCUGCUGAAUUUCACCCUUGCCUCUAGCCUAAAGUUUCGUCAAAGUAUUCCACCCGUUAUAGCAAAACCUUCAGCUGCCAAGUCAGAACAAAAGUUACCGCUUUUGUUCUGUCCCCCCUCGCCUCCGUCUGAGCGAUGGCUUAAUUAGCCGGCACUAUCAGCUCUGGCAGCAAACUAGCGAGCGUAUGCCAAGUGUCUCUGUUAUCUCCCUUGAUGCUGAUGAGUCAACAAACAGUACUUCAAGUCUAGUCAAGCAGUUGAUUUGCCUGUUACGAAGAAGCAUAGCAGCCCUUGCUGCUUUUAUAAUCUGUGGUGUGUGGCUCCAUGACUCAGCACUUCCUAGGCCUGCCCCACCCCUGCUUCUGUUGUUCCCGCCUCUCCUGCCUAGGAAAUGUAGGCCUGAUUGCCAUCAGCUGGUUCUGAAGGCAUGGCCUGGGGGGGGAAGAGUCAGGGGACGGAGGCCUCGUUAUCUCUUCCACCUGGCCUGCCUCUGGUUCCUGGAGCUGAGCCAGGGAAGCCGGUGCUCCCGAGGUAAAUCCUGACAGCCCUUCCCCCUCACUUUCCAAGUCACUUUCUGGCAGGGGGCCUGGCUCGGGUGGCACAGACACAACAGCUUUCUAGUUUUUAAACUCUCUGCAAGUCAGAAAUUCAGGGUGAAAACCGCCGAAAGUGACGGUGGGAAGGAAGUUUGUUUUUGGAGUGGGGAUGGGGACGCUUCUCCUACACUGCCAAGGAAUCAUUUAACCUUCCGGUUGUUUUUUUAAAACUUUUU
Molecule: messenger RNA, 2932 nt
Organism: Ahaetulla prasina
Lineage: Eukaryota; Metazoa; Chordata; Lepidosauria; Squamata; Colubridae
Gene: MRM1
Product: mitochondrial rRNA methyltransferase 1
Exons: 6
Coding region: 111-1409 (432 amino acids)
Biological process (GO): rRNA methylation
Cellular component (GO): mitochondrion
Molecular function (GO): RNA binding; RNA methyltransferase activity
Source: RefSeq, a predicted model, not a curated record